Molecule: messenger RNA, 1142 nt
Organism: Guyanagaster necrorhizus
Lineage: Eukaryota; Fungi; Basidiomycota; Agaricomycetes; Agaricales; Physalacriaceae
Product: citrate lyase beta subunit
Exons: 9
Coding region: 144-1142 (332 amino acids)
Biological process (GO): oxaloacetate metabolic process
Molecular function (GO): magnesium ion binding; catalytic activity
Source: RefSeq, a predicted model, not a curated record
CGAAUUUGAGGCAACUGCCAGCACCGUUUCCCCCGUGUCGCUACCUCCCACCCACCCAUUGAGUCUUGAUUUCAGGGGGGAGUGCGUCUUCCUCUGGAAUCUCACUCACAGGAUAAAUAAGCCACCAGUUGCCUCUGGCGAUCAUGUUUUCCAUUCAAACUCUCCGGAACGUGUCGAUAGCCGGAUGGGCUUCAGCUCGAUAUCUCAGCACGGACACGGCCUCUACAGCGUCCCUAAAGAGGUCUUACCUCUAUGUCCCUUCCUCCUCCUCUCGCAUGCUUGAAAAGUCGCUCGCGGUUAAUUCUGAUAUGAUUAUCUACGACCUUGAAGAUAGUGUUUCUCCAAAGGAUAAAGUCACUGCCAGAAAUAGACUCCAGGGUUUUCUAAAAAACGAGAUGCUCUUAACUCCUUCACGAAUCGCUGUCAGGAUUAAUGAUAGAACAACGCCUUUCUUUGUCGAAGAUCUUGCGGCCAUUGUCCGUUUGCCUACUGUAAGAUCAAUUGUUCUGCCCAAAGUGCAUUCUGUAGAGUACCUCACGCAUGUGGCAUCCAUCAUCUCCGAAACUCGACUGACACCUUCUCAAAGCCUUCCCUUAUGCCUGGUAGCGAGUAUUGAAAGUUCAGAGGCGGUGAUGAAUGCUUCCGCCAUAGCUGCAUGGAAGCCCCCGAUUGAAAGCGCCCAAGGAUGUGUACUAGGCGCCCUUUUGUUUGCUGCAGAAGACUAUUGCGCUGAUACCUCCAUCAUCCGUACUCGUUCACGUCAAGAACUAUUGUAUACUCGUUCCCACAUAGUCAAUGCCGCCAGGGCCAAUAAGCUUGAAGCUAUUGAUAUGGUAUGCGUAAACUAUAAAGACGAAAAAUAUUUAAAGGAGGAGUGUCAGGAAGGAAGGAGAAUGGGAUUUACUGGAAAGCAAGCCAUCCAUCCUUCCCAGGUAGACACGAUUCAAGCAACUUUCGUCCCUACCACAUUUGAGAUAGUUCGCGCGGCAAAGAUCGUUCAUAACAUGCAAAUAGCCCAUGAAUCUCAGAAGGGCGCCAUCGGACUUGAGGGAGAAAUGGUCGAUGCUCCGAUGAUCAAACAGGCUGAGAAAAUUAUCCAAAUUGCGAAGGCGGCUGGUCUUGAUAUUCCAGAUGUGGUAUGA